AAGAAACAGCAGUCGGCCAUCUUCGUGAGGUCAACCGCUACAAUGCUAAGAUGCCGAGACACUGCUCAGCAGGAGGCUGCAAGUCUCGAGACAACCGGGAGACUCGAAACGCCGGCAUCACCUUCCACAAGUUACCUAAAGGCGCCACCCGGAGGAACCUCUGGAUCAGCAACUCGCACCGCACCGACGCCUGGGACCCUCAGACCGACUUCGUGUACUUCUGCUCCAAACACUUCACGCCUCAGAGCUUCGAGCUGACCGGCUGCAGUGGGAUCCGGAGGCUGAGGGAAGACGCCUUUCCUUCGGUGUUCGAACUCUCCUCUGGACAGAAAGUGAGGAGAGCUGCCGGCCUGAAGACACACGAGGACUCAUCUGGCAGGAGGAAGAGUUCCUGCUCAGCACAGUCAGAGACGAGGCAGGACGCCGCCGCAGAAGAGGACUUAGCUCAGAGGACAGACCCGGCUCAGAGGACAGACCCGGCUCGGAGGACAGACCCGGCUCAGAGGACAGACCCGGCUCAGAGGACAGACCCGGCUCCGAGGACAGACCCGGCUCGGAGGACAGACCCGGCUCGGAGGACAGACCCGGCUCAGAGGACAGACCCGGCUCGGAGGACAGACCCGGCUCGGAGGACAGACCCGGCUCAGAGGACAGACCCGGCUCGGAGGACAGCCCCAGCAGCUGAGACCUCCAUCUUCCAUUCUGAGGACGCUCCAGAGGUGGAGCCGGCCCCGUCCACCCCGGAGCCUCGUCCCCUGUCCCCGUCGCGCUACAUGAGACGUCUGCCCCCCCCGGUGGGCUUCUACCUGUCCCGGGAGCACAGCUACGCCCAGCCGGGCCCCCUGCUGUGGAGGAGACGCUACGACCAGGUGGUGGACUGCCUGGAGACGGCCCUGAGACAGCUCCGGGCCGCCCGGCGGCGCGAGGCCCGGCUGAGGGCUGCCGUGCUCCGGCUCCGGGACCGACGCACCCGGACCCCGCGGGACCCCGACCCCCGGGAGACACUGGACUGUCAGUGGCCCGAGGAGGACAGGGGCUCCUGUCCUCACUGUGGACGGGGACAGACGGACGGCGGGACGGAGCCUCCGGCUGAGGCUGAAGACCAGCUGCAACACGGAGACUCCGGACUCACAUCCUGGUCCUCAGGCGAGGGACCGCAGUCCUGGUCCUCAGCCGAGGGACCCCGGUCCUGGUCCUCAGCCGAGGGACCCCGGUCCUGGUCCUCAGCCGAGGGACCCCGGUCCUGGUCCUCAGCCGAGGGACCCCGGUCCUGGUCCUCAGCCGAGGGACCGGUGACGGUCAGGGAGCUCCACCUGGACUCGGGUGUGCAGGAGGAGGCCGGAGCUCCCGGUCUGGACCGUCCCCUGCAGCAGCAGGUGCUGCUGAUGGAGGACGGCUCGGAGGGACAGCUGGUCCUGGUCCCCGUCCACAGCCCGGACGGCCUGCAGGACCUCCAGACCAUCCUGGUGUCGGAGCUGGACCUUCAGGGGGACGGAGGACACCCGGCGGAGGACGGACAGGAGCCGUGUGACGAGGACAGUCUCACCACGGACCCGUCAGGACCGGCGAGGGAGGACGUGAGGGACAGACUGAAGGAACAUCUGGAGGGCUUCCAGCUGCAGCUCAGCACCCAGUUCACACACUGAACACACACACACACACACACACACACACACACACUCUUACAUGUCCAUAUUAUAAAUGGGAUCGUCUCUCCCCAGGUUUCUGAGACGUCUUCACAUCUUGGUGUCCUUGUCCUUUCAUGGACCAGUUUUCCUGAAUGAAGCGAGUCUGAAGACGCGUUGUGUGUUUUCCUUGGAGACGUGUCCAGGCCGCCCUGCUGCUGCCACACCCAGCCAAUAAAGUAAUUCACAGUUUGAUGUCCUCCUGUGUUUGUGGACUCUGGCUGGUUUCGUUUGGGACGCGUCCGGCGGGAUUCGGCAGCAGAGCCGAGGACGCUCCGGUCCGAACUCCAGACGUUUCUCUGUGGAUUUCCGGGUCGUCUUCGCGAUCAGCCGCUGCGUCGGCAGCAGGCGCCGCCUGCACGUUGACACAGACACCGGAGGCGGCCAUCUUGGAGGGGUGGACCUCGCUUACACAGCACAUUGAGGAAUGACAGGUUUCACUACAGUAGUGAUCAUAAAUCCAUCAGUUUUCAACUAAUAUUCCAGUUUAUUAUACAUAUAAAACAUGGAGGACACACAGACAUAGACAGAAUGAAAUGAACUCUUAAACUUUCAGGAUGAUUGAAGUUUUUAUUGAGAGAAUUGGUUUAAGGAUGGUAUAUUGUAGCUACUUGAUUGGUACUGAUAUGAUUGUGUGAUUCUGAUCUUUAUAUUGCAUUGUUAAAUCUAUGUUUAUCCCCAUUAUAAUUAAUAUUGCUUUAUAUUUUAAUUUUGUCAUCACUUAUUAUUGCUGUGGUCAUUUAUUAUUAUAUUCCAUUCUAUUCUAUUAAUUUUGAUUCAUACUGAGUUUCAACAUGAUAAA
Messenger RNA from Salarias fasciatus (jewelled blenny), 2487 nucleotides. Its product is annotated as THAP domain-containing protein 7-like. The transcript is spliced from 5 exons. Gene Ontology annotation, cellular component: nucleus. Gene Ontology annotation, biological process: regulation of DNA-templated transcription. The record is from RefSeq and is a predicted model, not a curated record. Lineage: Eukaryota; Metazoa; Chordata; Actinopteri; Blenniiformes; Blenniidae. The coding region runs from base 51 to 1646 and encodes 531 amino acids.